Molecule: messenger RNA, 390 nt
Organism: Lactuca virosa
Lineage: Eukaryota; Viridiplantae; Streptophyta; Magnoliopsida; Asterales; Asteraceae
Source: the annotation of a GenBank genome assembly
AUGUCGGAGGCAUACGAGAGAGUGAAAGGGGGCAGGCUGACCUUCAAAGGAGGAACCCUAGCUUCAAGAAGCAAAUCCAUUGAUAAAAAGAAGAAGAAAAAGCACAAGAAAUCAUCUGACGAAAACGCUAACGUCACCGAAGAAAUUCUCACCGGGGACGCCGCUACUGCGACUGCAGAAGAUGGCGGUGGUUCCGCGGCUGCGGAAGGUGGAUCAGGAGGAGGCGAUGACGGUAUUUACACGAUUGAUGCGGCGAAACGCAGGAAGUACGAUGAUCUGUUCCCUGUGGAGGCUAAGAAGUUCGGGUAUGACCCGAAAGCGAAGGUGAAGUCGGUUGAGGAUGCCCUUGACGAUAGAGUCAAGAAGAAGGCUGAUCGUUAUUGCAAAUAG